GGAUUAAUUUAGCGAGCCAAGUGUUUCUAUCUCAACUUCAUCAAGGAUAUCACGCAAUCUGAUGCUUUCUCUUUCAUUUACGUACUUCGAUCACAUGGUUAUCUUAAAUUUCCUGGAUCUAUUUCGUUGGUAUGGAAUCCGAGACCGGGUCUCAAGACGUAUAACAGUGGCACUCGCAUAAUAACAACUUUAACAAGGAUAAACCAACAUCUCAAUUGUUCCGACCACGAAGCUGGGUUGAUGGGAUUCUGAUCCUCCCAUAACAAUUCCAUGCAGCCAAGUACAAGCUACAGCUAAUCCCAGGUUGGCAUCUCCGAGCCCCGCUCGGGCUUCUGGUAAUCCAUGAGAAUCAAUUGGCUGUUCAAGCCGGUUACUUCAUUUUCACCAAUGCGUAUUUCAUAUCUUGGAACUGACAGCCACGUGGAAAUGCACCUAGAUCUCUCUAUAUGAAGGCCGAAGACGGCAUCCGGUCUCGACUUAGUCCAUCCACAAGCUAUUCCUUCAUCCUUCGGCUCUUCCUCGCGAAGCCUUUUCACCUGAAACCGGAAGAGGAGUCUUACGUUCUCUAUCUCGGCCCCAGGAUCUCCCUCGACGUUCUCGCAUCCCUUCCCAGUCAAUAAUAAUGCAUUUUGUCAACCUCUUAGUAGCCGUGACUGCGGUUUCGGCUGUCACUCUUUCUCCCAGGCAGGAGACUGCGAAUGCAUUUGAGGAAAUCGAGAGCUUCACGCCAGAAGAUGACAUUGCAAGAUUAGGCCUUGCUGGUCUGGCGAAUCUCACUGAGUUUGAAGAGGCAGCUGCCCAGUCCAAAGUCAAGAGAGGAGGUUGUUCAUUGCUCAAUGUCAGCAUUAGAAGGGACUGGGCUCAUAUGUUUGCCUCAGAGCGCAAGGCCUACAUCAGUUCUGUUCAAUGCUUGAUGGCUAAGCCUUCACAAGUAGACCACACUCUCUACCCAGGAGCCAAGUCCCGGUUCGACGACUUCAUUGUCGUUCAUGCCAACUACAGUCGCUCGAUCCAUGGCACUGGGAAUUUCUUGACAUGGCACAGAUACUUCACUUUCGUUUAUGAGCAAGUAUUGAAGUACGAGUGCGGGUAUAAAGGUGCUCAGCCGUAUUGGAACUGGGGUACGUGGGCUCAUGACCCUGCCAAGUCACCAGUCUUCGAUGGCUCCGACACGUCUCUAGGAAGUGAUGGCUCUUUCGUCGCACAUAACGGUUCUGUUGCAGGACGAGGAGCAAUCUGGGUCCCACCUGGGAAAGGCGGCGGUUGCAUGAAAUCCGGACCUUUCAAGAACAUGGCCAACAAUAUGGGUCCAAUGCAACCGACAAUGGACGGCGUCGUCGCCAACCCCAACGGCUUCUAUGCCUACAACCCUCGCUGUCUCAAACGCGAUAUCUCCCCUUACGCAUCCUCUACUUGGACCACGACUCCCCAGAUCAUGACCUUGAUCACCACCCGCGGGGUGAAAGCCUUCCAAGACAACAUCAACGGUGACUUCGCGAAAGGAAACCUAGGAAUCCACUCCGCAGGGCACUAUACAAUCGGUGGCGACCCUGGAUCCGAUUUCUACCAAUCUCCUGGAGACCCUGUCUUCUACCUGCAUCACGCCAUGAUCGACCGCACGUACUGGAUCCAUCAGAAUUUGAACUUGCCGGGGAGUUUGACGGACUUGGAUGGUACGCUUACUGUUUUCAAUAACCCUCCUACCAGGAAUACCACGCUCGAUGAUUUGUUGGGCAUGGGUCCUCUGGCGCCGGAAUUGAAAAUCCGGGAUGCGAUGAGCUCGCUUGGAGGGCCUUUUUGCUACAUCUAUCUGUAGAUUUUAAAAUAGCUCAGAUAGUGUAGACUCGAUGGCGAACAAUCAUUAAUAACAUGGGCACGACAAUGCUGUGGAUAUAAAAUAGAGACGUCCAAAUAGGAAGAGGGCUUUCCUGGUUGGGUGCUAAUUCAUCGAAUUUGACAAGUGG
Cadophora gregata is the source of this 1964-nucleotide messenger RNA. RefSeq lists its product as uncharacterized. NCBI's taxonomy places the organism in Eukaryota, Fungi, Ascomycota, Leotiomycetes, Helotiales, Ploettnerulaceae. The record is from RefSeq and is a predicted model, not a curated record. Gene Ontology annotation, molecular function: oxidoreductase activity. The coding region runs from base 623 to 1816 and encodes 397 amino acids. The transcript has 4 exons.